Periconia digitata is the source of this 1969-nucleotide messenger RNA. Lineage: Eukaryota; Fungi; Ascomycota; Dothideomycetes; Pleosporales; Periconiaceae. The record is from the annotation of a GenBank genome assembly.
CAUCACACCUACAGUUUUAGAGGCUGUAUUGAUUGCGAUCACAUGGUUGAUAGUCUCCUUGACCGGCCAACUACGACAUGUGCGUACGCACCGCAUGUUUAACAAGGGCUCAGAACAGUUCACCGGUCGAUUCGCUCGUCGAUUCGCCUGUAUGUGAACAUUCUGGCUCUGGCACACACUGCAUACGUCCUUCCAUUUUCAUUGAUUGCACGUUCACCUUGCUUACCCAGAGAGCCAACCAAUAACGUCCACCGCAUCUAGUAGCCGAUCAGGAGAAACAAAUCAUACACAAUCCUACUUUGAUAAGGGCGAGUGGCAUUUUACAACAAAGAUGGUGGAAACGAUUAAUCCAUCUUUUCUCUUAGGAAGAAUCAAUCAUCGUGUAUAAGACAUUAGAUUAUAAAUUCACUCGCUCUCUCACUGCUUUCAAUAACGCACAUCUUCCAAGCCAGAGUAAAGCCUGAUUGCUAAAAUGCACGAUCAUCAACUUUCCACUCUGACCAGUUUGUCUAUCAGGGAGCGCCACGGUCGAUUAUUGACAGACAAUGGCGGAACAAAGUCUAACCGGAUGGGAUUUUUCACCAAUUCACCGCUCUUCUCAUUACGAUCUAUCGCCCUUGACAUACAGGCCAAGUCUCAAAAGUCAUUCCAGUACGGUCUGUUAGCAAGAAUAGCAGCAGAACAUAGCCUUACUACGGAUUCAGCUGUUUCAUAUGAAGUCCAUCGAGAUAAGCGAUUGUUCUUCAAUACUACAGCUCCUUCCAGCAUUUUUAUCUGUGGCUCCCAGGGAUCCGGCAAGAGCCACACGUUAUCCUGUCUUUUGGAGAAUUGUUUAGCCCAUUCAGACGCUGCAGUGCUGCCCAAGCCGCUUUCCGCCUUACUUUUCCAUUAUGAUACAUUCAUAUCCGACGAUGGCGGCUCUCCCUGCGAGGCCGCCUUUCUAUCGUCUUUGCCCGGCAUUCGCGUACGGGUUGUAUGCGCACCAACCAACAUAAACACCAUCAGGAAAACAUACCAAUCACUGAAUGUUGAUAUUGAGCCACUCCAAAUCGACAGCGGUGAUCUUAACACGAAGCGUAUUCUCGAUCUUAUGGCUGUCAAAUCUGAGGAAGGUAGUAUCCCUCUGUACAUUCAUACGGUUACUCGCAUCUUGAGGGAGAUGCGCAUGUCCCAGCAAGCGACUGGUGCACGGUUCGAUUACGAGUCCUUCAAAUCCGAGGUACUAGCCGCAGACCUUACAUCAGCUCAGCUGGCGCCGCUCAACCAACGCCUUUCCACACUCGAGAGUUUUAUGCCACGACUAGGAAGCAAAGUCAAGAGUAAAAAGCGACAGGUUUUGAGCGGCACAUCUUGGGAGAAUCAGCCAGGCUUACUGACGAUUGUCGACCUCUCUUGCCCUUGCAUCUCGCCGGAAACAGCUUGCUCAUUGUUCAACAUUUGCUUGAGUCUGUUCCUCGAGCAAGACAUGACUUGCGGUCGAGUCAUAGCUCUGGACGAAGCACAUAAGUACAUGACCGGAUCUCCUGAAUCUUCGGUGCUUACAAAUACGCUUCUGUCGACUGUGAGGCUUCAAAGACAUUUGGGAGUGCGCGUGUUUGUGUCCACACAGGAGCCAACCAUAGCGCCGUCUUUCCUGGACCUCUGCACCGUUACCAUAAUCCACCGAUUUUCCUCACCAGCAUGGUUGCGAGCCCUCGCAGCCCAUGUUGCACUCAUGCAGCAACAGGAACCAAGUGGAGCUAAUUCUCAGGAUGGCCUAGCCAACAGCCGCAGAGAGACGCCACAGGAAAUUUUUGAGAAAAUUGUCCGCCUCAGAACCGGAGAAGCUCUUCUGUUUGCCCCCAGUGCGAUGUUAGCUAUAGGUAGUCUCAGCCGUUCAUUGACAACCGAAACUUCAGGGUCUUAUGUCCGAGUCAAAGUGAGGGCAAGGCUAUCAGAAGAUGGUGGACGUAGCGUUCUUGCUGACUAG